Molecule: messenger RNA, 1987 nt
Organism: Plutella xylostella (diamondback moth)
Lineage: Eukaryota; Metazoa; Arthropoda; Insecta; Lepidoptera; Plutellidae
Gene: Srp72
Product: signal recognition particle 72
Biological process (GO): SRP-dependent cotranslational protein targeting to membrane
Cellular component (GO): signal recognition particle, endoplasmic reticulum targeting
Molecular function (GO): protein binding; 7S RNA binding; ribosome binding
Source: RefSeq, a predicted model, not a curated record
AGUUGUCAGUUUGCAUGUCAUCAGCAGUUGUCAAAAAUGUCGGCCAACAAGGAAAAUAACCUUGUUCAAGCUUAUAUCGAAUUAAAUAAGUUUUGUCAGAAUGGAGACUAUGACAGAGCGUUAAAAUCUGCAGGAAAACUGUUACAAAUCGCUCCUGGUGAGCAGAAAGCCUUCCACUGCAAGGUUAUUUGUUUCAUUCAGCUGCACAACUUCAAGGAGGCUCUAGCUAUUCUUUGCAAUCCCAAAAAUGCUGCAUUAGCUGCUGACCUGCACUUUGAGAAGGCCUACGCUCAGUACCGGCUGAACUGCCCCAACGAUGCCCUCGCCACUGUUGAUGCUGCCCCAGAGUUGACUCCAGCUCUUAAGGAAUUGAGGGCUCAAAUCCUGUAUCGGUUAGAGCAGUACCAAGACUGUUACAACUUGUACAGAGACCUGGUAAAGAACACCAAUGAUGAGUAUGAAGAUGAGAGGAAAGCCAACAUGGCCGCUGUGGUGGCUAACUUGGCAGAACUUAACCCGACAAGUGAGUUCGCCCAAUUUGAUGAGACCACCUACGAGCUAGCCUACAAUGCGGGCUGCACCCUGGCCCUGCGUGGCAAGUACAGUGAGGCUCUGCCCGUGCUGAAGAAAGCUGAACAGACCUGCUCCGAGAGUGUUGUUGAGGAUGGAGGCACUGAGGAAGAAGCUAAAGAGGAGGCUGCUAUCAUCCGGGUCCAGCAAGCCUUCUGUCUACAGCAGAUGGGCAAGGAGAAGGAGGCCGGGCUGAUCUACCACAACGUGCUGAAAGACAAGCCCAGCGACCAGGCACUGGUGGCCAUUGCUAGCAACAACUUGGUCGUUAUUAACAGGGACACGAACGUGUUCGACUCGCGCAAGCGCAUGAAGGCGGCCGCGGCGGACGGGCUCGAGCACAAGCUCAACUCCCGCCAGCGCGCCGCCGUCACCUACAACCAGGCCAUACUCGCUAUAUACUCCAAUCAGCCGGACUUCUGCAAGCAGUGCUGCGUGAAGCUGACGCGCGAGUUCAAGCAGGAGCGCCGCGCCGCGCUCGUGGAGGCCAGCUCGCUGCUGAAGGAGAGCAAGCGCGGGGCGGCGGCCGCGCUGCUGCUGCGGCACGGGGGCGCGCUGGCGCUGGGCGCGGCGCACGUGCUGCUGGCGCAGGGUGACCGCAAAGCCGCGGUGAAGCUUCUAGAAGAGUCGGAGUUCAAGUACCGGCCGGCGGUCAUUUCCGUGCUGUGCACGCUGCUCUGUGCCGACAACGAGUAUGAGAAGGCGUCGCAACUGUUCAAGGACGUCUACAAUCAUUAUAAGAAUGAUGAGGUGAAAUUCGCGGCCCUCCGCAUGGUAUGGCGAGCAGCAGCCGACAUCCACAUGAAGGCGGGCGACUCGGCCGCGGCCGCCGAGGCCCACGAGGCUUUAGCCCGAGCCGCGCCUGAAGACAAGAAGACACUGGCGAAGUUAGUGAAGGCACUGGCAGCCGCUGAUCCCCAGCGGGCGAAGCAACUGGCCACUAGACUGCCGCCGGUCGAGGAGUUAGAGUGCAAGAUCGACAUUGAAGCGUUGGAGUCUUCCAAAUGGAUGAUGGGUGCCAAGGUGGUGAAGAAAACUGUGCAAAGCAAGCAGGAACAAUCCCCUGGAACCCCUGGCUCCGAGUUGACCAACAAGAAGACCCAGAAGAAACGCAAGCGGAAGACGAAGCUGCCUCCCACCGCCGACCUGUCGCGGGCGCCCGACCCAGAAAGAUGGCUUCCCAAGUACGAGCGCACUGCGUACCGCAAGCGUCGCGGCGUGCGGCGUGACGUCAUCAAGGGCAGCCAGGGCAUGUCCACCACUGCCACUGACCAAUAUGACAUGAGCAAGGUCCACGCCAGCGGUGGGUCCGCGGCCUCGGCCAAGAGCCCUCGUGUCGAAGCCAAGCCCAGCAGCGGCGAGAGCGCCUGGCAACGCAAGCAACAGCAGAAGAAGAAGGGGAAGAGGCGAUAAACGU